AUGGGAAAUAAAAAGGAUACUCAGAAGGUCAAGGACACCAAGACCAACUUCAGGUGGUCACAACCAAUGCAGAAUUUAUUACUUGAGAUACUUGCAGAUGAGGCUCUUCAUGAAAACAAGCAAUCCAACACAUUUAAACAUGCAUCAUAUGCUAAAGUAGCUGAAGCAAUUACUGAGAAAUUUAUGACUGAAUGUACUCCAAAGCAUGUGGAACAUCGCUUUAAAACACUUAAAACCAAUUGGAAUACAAUUGCAUUACUUCGUAAUAAGAAAAGUGGGUUUGGAUGGAAUGAUGAUUUGAAAAUGAUCACCUGUGAUAGGACAGUAUAUGAUGAAGAAGUCGAGAAAAUUGAGAUGUUUGAUGAGAUGGCUUUGGUUGUGGGUAAUGAUAUGGCUACAGGAGGUUUUUCCAAGGGAGUAGGUGAUAUAGGUGUAGAAGCAUUGGAUGACUCACCUCCGCUUGUUGAUGCUGAUGUUGAUGACAUAUCCAAAAAGAAGCAAGUUGAUCCCUCACAUGUGGCCUCAAAUUAA
Quercus robur (English oak) is the source of this 531-nucleotide messenger RNA. RefSeq lists its product as uncharacterized. The transcript has 2 exons. The record is from RefSeq and is a predicted model, not a curated record. Lineage: Eukaryota; Viridiplantae; Streptophyta; Magnoliopsida; Fagales; Fagaceae. The coding region runs from base 1 to 531 and encodes 176 amino acids.